Trichomonas vaginalis G3 is the source of this 1452-nucleotide messenger RNA. RefSeq names its product MULE transposase domain-containing protein. Lineage: Eukaryota; Parabasalia; Trichomonadida; Trichomonadidae. The record is from RefSeq and is a predicted model, not a curated record. The transcript has a single exon. The annotation marks the transcript as partial.
AUGGGAAAAUCAUCUAUAUUUAAUCAAAAAAGAGCAAACUUUACAGACGAAAAUAAAAUAUUUAUCAGGGAACAAUCUGAUAAAUACCAAAAAUCAACAUCGAGAGAUGAAAAAACGAAUAUAAUCAAACAAGUUCUUCAAUAUUUUAAUAUUAAAUACGCCGAAAAUGAAUCUAAAGCUGUCAGAAGAUAUUUUAGUUAUAUUGCAGUUAAAAAUAUUCCCGCAGUUACUGGAAAAUAUCCUGAUACAAUUGUUCGCAAAGAUAUGCUUUAUUCGCAUGAUCAUACAAAUAUUAUUAAUUCAAAUAAUAUUGAACGUUACUACCGUUGCAUCGAUCAUUCUUGUCAAGCACGUUAUUUAGUUAAAAUUGAGAACAGUUCAGUUUCCGAAGAUUUACAAAAGGAACAUAUACCCGAAUGCAGACAAUUUAAAAAGUUACAAAAUGAAAAAAAUGAUCUUCAUAAAUCAAUGACUCUGACAGAAAUAUACAAUAAGGCAAUGGCAAAAUUUUCUGAAGACAACGGCACUUUUCAGCAGAUUAAAAAAUUUAUGACAGAACUUGCUGUUGGUACUGAUGAAAACCCAUUAAUUAAAGAUUCAUUGGUCAGGGAAGUUUAUAAUAAGUCCAGAAAAUUUUCUGUUGGAGAAAAAAUUACAGACGAUGAAAUUGCUAAUUUUUGUUUAAUAAAUGGCGAGCAGUUUUUCAUUGGCCAUGAUUUUCAAGCAAAUUGUGAGACGAUGUUUUUUGGUUUUGAGAAGGCAAUUCAAUUUGCAAAAGAAGCCACAGAUUUAUUUUGCGAUGGAACUUUUAAAAUUACACCAAAACAUUUUCAAAAAGGACAGAUGCUAACAAUUAUGAUUUGUGAACCUUCAACAAAUCAAUAUCUACCACUUUUAUUUAUAUUCAUGAAAAACCGCACAUUUGAAUCUUAUAAGAAGGCAUUUGAAUAUAUUUUUACUGUCAAGGGUAUUCAAUUUUCAAAGCUAAUUCAAAUUCAUUGUGAUUUUGAAAAGGGAAUGAUAGAGGCACUUCAACAAAUUUUCCCUAAAGUCCGUAUAAUUGGAUGCCUAUUUCAUUUCAAACAAGCUUUACACAGGAAACUUGUAGCACUUUAUACAAAAAAUUUCAAUACUUUACAAAAUUCUUUAUUUAAGCUAUAUUCUAUUACUCCAUUCAUGUCUCAUGAAGAAUUUGUACUUACAAUGCAUAUAAUUAAUCAAAAUAAAGUUGAUUCGAUCAAAGAUUAUAUUGAUUAUUUCAACAAAGUUUGGUUGCCGCACUACAAUUUAAUAUCUCAAUAUAAUAAUGCAACUGCAAUAUUCACUAAUGAUUGCCUCGAGAGUAUGCAUUCAGAAUUUUCUUCGUUAAAACAUCCAAACAUUUAUGAAGCUAUUAAGAAGAUAUCUCAAAUCCAAUUAGAUAAAUAUAACGCCAUCAAAAAUAACCAGAAG